AUGACAAUUCCAACUUUAAUUUAUUUUAAUAGAAGAGGUAGAGGAGAAUUCAUUAGAUUGAUAUUGAAAUACCUGAAAGUAGAGUAUAACGAUGUGAGAAUCGAGGAGAUUACCGAUGAGUUACGUAGUAGAUUACCUUAUCACCAAGUUCCUCUCUAUGAAGAUGGCGAUGUCACACUCGUACAAUCGAUAGCAAUCGCUAGAUACAUUGCGAAUAAGCACAACUUUGCUGGUGCUACUCUAGCUGAGAAAGCGAUUGCCGAUAGCUUAGUCGAUAGUACAUCCGACACCAUCGUACCAUUCAAAUUGGCAACGCAACGCAACGACGAAGAAGCAAAGAAUAAAUUCAAAAGUGAAACACUACCAAAGUUCCUAAAGGCAUGGGAGUCUGCACUAAUUAAAAACGGUGCCAACUACUUUGUUGGACAAUCAUACACUUGGGCAGAUGUCUACAUCUACUACACACUCUAUUUCUUCAAUAUCAACGGUUACACCGAGCUCGUCAAUUAG
Molecule: messenger RNA, 510 nt
Organism: Heterostelium album PN500
Lineage: Eukaryota; Evosea; Eumycetozoa; Acytosteliales; Acytosteliaceae
Product: glutathione S-transferase family protein
Exons: 3
Coding region: 1-510 (169 amino acids)
Biological process (GO): glutathione metabolic process
Molecular function (GO): glutathione transferase activity
Source: RefSeq, a predicted model, not a curated record